AUGCAGUAUAACAAAUUGGUCAAUACACUUUUGGAUGCUUUUACAAAAGAAUAUCCAAAAAGGAGAUUUCUUUUAACUAAACUUCUUGGUUCUGGUGCGGAAGGAGGAGCCUUUCUUGCUUCCGCCUCUGAUUGGAGCAAUAAUCCUUAAUAAGUAGUAAUUAAAAUACAAAAAAACAUGAAACCUAAUGAAAAAUAAUUUCUUAGUUCUUUAAUAGAGUACCAAAAUUUAUAUGAAAAUGGAAAUAAUUAAUAAUAUCUUCCUACUUAUUUAAUCAGAAUAUAUGAAUAUUUUUAAUGGUAAAAGAAUCAUUGCAUUGUUAUGGAAGUUGGACAAGAAGAUUUAUAUCGUUUCAUAAAUAACAGUAGGAAUGUAUCAAUAUAAGAAAAAGUACAAAUUUGUUUUUAGGUAAAUAUUUUAAUAAAUAUAAUUAUAGAUUAUUUACCCAAUUCUAUUUCUACAUUAAUAGAAGUUAAUCCAUCGAGAUAUUAAACCAGAAAAUUAUAUUAAAGUAGGAAAUGUUUUUAAACUUAUUGACUUUGGUUUAAUUAGGAGUUCGUUAUCUGAUGUUAAAACUUUAUAAGUUGGUAGUACAAUAUUUCAAGCACCAGAAAUUCUAGAAAAUAGAAGUGAUUAUACAGAUAAAGUUGAUAUCUGGUCAUUAGGAUGUGUUUUUUAUGAAAUAUUAUAAACUUAACCUUUGUUUGAUGGUAUAAAUAAAUUUAUAAUCUUAGGAUAAACUCAUUAAGAAGUAACUAAAAAUAUUAAAAAUCAUAAAACCUACCCAGUUCCUGUUAAUAAUAAAAUCAAUUAAUUAUAAAUUUCAUAAUAAUUUAAAACCAUUUUAACUUCAAUGCUAAUUUAUGAUGAAAAGAAAAGGCCAUCAAUAUAAUAAGUUUAUGAUG
This is a messenger RNA of Paramecium pentaurelia, 905 nucleotides long. The record is from the annotation of a GenBank genome assembly. NCBI's taxonomy places the organism in Eukaryota, Ciliophora, Oligohymenophorea, Peniculida, Parameciidae.